Molecule: messenger RNA, 1023 nt
Organism: Schistosoma spindalis
Lineage: Eukaryota; Metazoa; Platyhelminthes; Trematoda; Strigeidida; Schistosomatidae
Source: the annotation of a GenBank genome assembly
AUGGAUGGUUGUCUAGAACGUGUACCGUUUGUUUCUCUGAUUGCAUUCAUUUUGGUCGUGUGUGGUUCGGGGAUCAUGUGUGGGACGAACUUCGAAGCUCUAAAACGUAUAGACGACUUUUUCGAAAACAGGUUUUACCCGAUAGACGAACCGAAAAUGUUUCAAACAUUGGGAAUAAUGGUGUGUGUUGUAACCAUGAUCUUUGGCAUCAUAAAUGUUGUCGUAGGAGCGGUCACAACGGGUGACACACGCUCAAAAUUCUAUCCCAACAAACAUUGCAUUUUAUACGGUCGUCGUUCUUCACGAUUUUUGUUGGGGUUGGCCUACUUGGCUACAUUCAUUUGGCUUCUUAUUUUUGUCACUUUGUCUAUACCGGUCUUUCUUUGGGUAAUGGUACAUAUUGUAUGUAGAGAAGAAACAGAUUAUUGGCGUAGUAUUAGUACGAAUAAAGAUGAAAGAGAUUUCACGUAUACAUUUAAUCUCACACAUUAUGGCCUUUAUCAUAGACCAUUAGAUACUAGUCUAUGGAGUGAAUACGUAAAUUCACCCAGCGCAUUUACACAUUUAUGUCAACAGACCUCCACUAUUGGACCAUUGUUUGCAAGCGCUUUAAUUGCUUGUUUCUUGGUGAUUCUUGGUUUGAAUACUUUCAUUGCCUGUCUAUCUACGGCUUCUGUGAGACUGCAGUAUUUUUAUGAAAUCGAUCGUUAUCGAAAAUUAGUCAACUCGUCACCUCAAACAGAUCCUACUUGCUUAGAAGAAUAUUCUCUCCAACCUUUGCUACAACAACCUCUGUCUAUGCAGUCUGCCGGUUCGUGUAUCAAAUCAAAUACUUUACACUUUCCUCACGAUAAUUUAAAUACUCUAUCGCCUUUCAUGAACUCCACACCAACAGGCAUGGGUCUCAUUUCUAGUCCUAACAUCUUCAAUGAAACACAGAUGUCUCAGCAAUUUUACUCUCAUAGACCCAUGAGACACUCUACUUACUCACACCGAUCAACUAUUUUGAGCAACAAUUACUAA